Protopolystoma xenopodis is the source of this 648-nucleotide messenger RNA. Lineage: Eukaryota; Metazoa; Platyhelminthes; Monogenea; Polystomatidea; Polystomatidae. The record is from the annotation of a GenBank genome assembly.
AUGUUGCUAAAACAAGGCUGCACAUCUCGCGUUAUCUUGAUGAAAAACUGCGAUAAAAAUGGCACACCUACUAUUCUACGAGUGAAUGGCACCACCGUUACCCAAUUAACCGUUUCUACUACUCCUAACUCGUCAGUCAGCACUGGCAAGCCAGUCCCCUCCUUUAGAAUAAAUUCAGCCAGCACCAGUAACCCAGUCGGUAUUUCAAGCAACUCUCCAUUUAUCGUUUCCUCGUCUUCUUCAUCUUCAUUAUCCUCUCUUCCUGCUCCACCAACUUGCAUUGCUUCAUCUUCCAGCUCGGUAGCCACUCUCCGUCCUAUUUUGUCUUCUGUAGAUGCUACAAUAGUCCCUCCUGCCCCUUGCAUUGCCAACGUGGCUAACGGACAUUUUGUGAAGAACGGUAACAUCAACACAUCCAUAGUGGCUAGUCUGAAUCAGCUUGUGGAGAUGCCUACUGAGAAUUUAGCCAGCCAAAUUGCUCCUCAGACGGAGCCGUCUGUUACUGACUUUCCUUUAGUCGAACAUGUGAAUACUGGUGCUGUAGUAAGUUUAGCCUAUUUUGUGUUUUUAACCGAUAAUUACCAGAUUUUUUAUAGUAACCGACCUACUUUGCUAUUAUUCAUAUCUAGUUCAACACCUGGUAUGUGA